AUGGCGAUUGUUGCGGCAGGAGUUUCAAAAGUCCUGACGACGUUUCAAAAAACGUUCAAAGGACUACUCCCGUUGAUUAUUCUCGUGAUCUACACUCUACUGGGAGCAUGGAUCUUCUGGAUGAUCGAAGGAGAAAACGAACGAGAGAUGCUCAUCGAGCAGCAAAAAGAGAGAGAUGAUCUGAUCCGGAGAACCGUGUACAAGAUUAACCAGUUGCAAAUCAAAAGACAGAGAAGAUUAAUGACAGCUGAAGAGGAGUACAAUAGAACUGCCAAAGUUUUGACUACUUUCCAAGAAACAUUGGGAAUUUUGCCAGCUGAUAUGGAUAAGGAUAUUCAUUGGACUUUCCUGGGAUCUAUUUUUUACUGUAUGACUGUUUAUACCACUAUUGGUUACGGUAACAUCGUACCAGGAACUGGAUGGGGUCGCUUUGCUACCAUUGUGUAUGCCUUCCUUGGUAUUCCACUCACAGUACUCUCGCUUUACUGUCUUGGUAGUCUCUUUGCCAAAGGAUGUAAAAUUCUGUGGAAGUUCUUCUUGAGAUCCACCAGAGUUGUUAGCAAGGAUCUUUCCGAAAAAAUUUCCGAAGCAGCUGACAAUAUUGAAGAGGGAACCACUGCAGUGGCUCCUGCUUCAAAAGAAGAAAACGACGAUGAUGAUUUGUUGUCGUUCCCUAUCUCUGGACUUCUACUUAUCACUGUUAUCUGGGUGAUUUUCUGCGCCGUUCUCUUCACUUUUCUCGAGGAGUGGGACUUUGGAACUUCUCUUUACUUCACUCUCAUUUCGUUCACAACCAUUGGUUUUGGAGAUAUCCUUCCAUCUGAUUACGAUUUCAUGCCUAUCGUUGGAGUUUUGCUUCUCAUUGGUCUUUCUUUGGUGUCUACUGUUAUGACUCUCAUUCAACAACAAAUUGAGGCACUGGCAUCGGGAAUGAAAGACAACAUCGACCAAGAAUAUGCUCGUGCUCUUAACGAGGCCCGUGAAGAUGGAGAAGUCGAUGAGCACGUCGACCCAGAGGAAGAUCCCGAAACCAACAAGAAAUCAUUGAACGCUGUCGUUUCAAGAAUGCCCUUGUCCAAGAGAGCACUUUACUAUUUUCUUCCAGCCAGUCAAAAGAAGCAGCUUGAGCAACAAUCUGAAAAGAAGAUGGGAAGAAAGAGUAUAAAAGUUCAAACUGAUAGCGAAUUGUUGGAGACACUCAUCCGCGAGGAAAUUCUCAAGGCGGAGCUCAACAACGAAAUGCACAAAUUCAACGGUCCACGGUCUUCUCAACAACCGAGACUUAUUCAUUCCGAAAUUCGUGAGAAGGAAGUGCCAAUCGAGGUGGUUCGUGUCGAACAAUACAAUCAUGGAGGACAUGAUGAUUAUUUGGAACAUGACAUUUAG
Caenorhabditis briggsae is the source of this 1386-nucleotide messenger RNA. RefSeq names its product Protein CBR-TWK-18 (gene Cbr-twk-18). Gene Ontology annotation, molecular function: potassium ion leak channel activity. The transcript is spliced from 8 exons. The coding region runs from base 1 to 1386 and encodes 461 amino acids. Lineage: Eukaryota; Metazoa; Nematoda; Chromadorea; Rhabditida; Rhabditidae. Gene Ontology annotation, biological process: stabilization of membrane potential; potassium ion transmembrane transport. The record is from RefSeq and is a predicted model, not a curated record. Gene Ontology annotation, cellular component: membrane.